Penicillium taxi is the source of this 711-nucleotide messenger RNA. RefSeq lists its product as uncharacterized. NCBI's taxonomy places the organism in Eukaryota, Fungi, Ascomycota, Eurotiomycetes, Eurotiales, Aspergillaceae. The record is from RefSeq and is a predicted model, not a curated record. The transcript is spliced from 2 exons. Bases 1 to 711 code for a protein of 236 amino acids.
AUGAGUUCCAACUCAUCAAUUCUAGGAUCAGGACAUGCCUACUCAUCCGAUAGAGACGAGGCAGAUUUCUUGAAACGUAGCCGUGCUCUACAAUGGCCGAGACUGGGCCUCUCAUUUCUGAUCCUCGCCGGGUCAGCUGCCCUGAUUGCGUGUGAAGCUGUGCCCUUGCACCACUACAAGACCACGUCACAAUGGGAAAGUACCGGGCUUGCUCUAUGGCCGCAGAACUUUGAUCUCCGACCAACUGUGGCAGGACUUUCAAUAGGCUGCGUCAUUGGAUUUCUGAAUUUGAUAUACGUUGUUGCAGCUCUACUUCCAUCGCCCCAUUCAAACAUCAAUUUGCUUAAUGCAUACGCAUCUGCCUCCGCUUUUGCUGGGCUCAUCGCAUCACUUGUCGGUAUCUUGUUCACCCUUUACUUGCCUUCUUCUACCUACCCAAUCGGUUUCACCGAGAACGAAACUCUCCACACUUGGACUUGCAAAUGGAAGAGUUCCUCUGAAGAUGUCUCAUCUCCUAUCUACUUUUCUCGUGACUGUAUUGAAAGCCGUGCGGGAUUCGCUCUGCUCUAUGUGCUCCUUGCUCUAGAGAUUCUCAUGGGCAUCACCGCGGCGGUUGGUACCUGGCUGCAAAGGGAUGUCUCACGUCGGCGAGAAGAACAGGCACAGUUGGAAAGACUGGAAAUUACCUCGAAGCAGGUAUAUCGAAACUGA